UCAUUAUAAUUCAUAACCAUGUGAGGGAGCUAUCAGCUAUGGAUGAUUGACAGAUCCAUGCAGCUGCUAGCACAACUUGUUCUCCCAUCCCAGAAUGAAAUCCUUGACCUUAAUUCUUUACUAUGUAUUUUCAGUCUAUAUAUAUAGAUAAUACCCAGAAGAACAAUCUGUAUAAGUUUGUCUGAGUUGAUCUAUAAUGGCCAUGGCCUCCCCCAUUCUUCACAAGCGUUUGCUUUUUCUUCUCCUUCUUCUUCUUCUCUCUGCCCAUUUAUUCUCAGCUAAAAGUGCAGAUUUCAACAAUUAUCCCAUCACUUCUGCGGCGAACUUCUGCAAGUCUACUCCUCACCCCGAUGCUUGUUUGGACUCCAUGAAACUUUCCAUUUCCAUAAACAUAAGCCCAAACGUCUUGGACUUUCUCCUCCAGUCCCUGAAGACGGCGUUAACCCAAGCCGGGAAGUUGUCGGACCUGUUCGCCGUCGCCGGCUCCGGCGGGAAUAUCGUCGAGAAACAGAGGGGAACCGUUCAGGAUUGCAGAGAGCUACACGAACGCACGGUUUCGUCGUUGAAAAAAUCCGUUUCCAGGCUAAACUCGUCGCCGGACGCUAGGAAGAUUGCGGACGCGAAGGCGUUUCUCAGCGCGGCGCUGACGAACAAAGCGACUUGCUUGGAAGGAUUGGAAUCGUCGUCGGGUCCGAUGAAAACAACGUUGGUGGGUUCCAUCGGGGACACCUACAAGUACGUCGCCAACAGUCUGUCGGCUCUCUCCCAGCCUGGCCACCGCGCGGCGAAAAAAAGCGUCGGUGAUAACGGCGGGCGGCGGCGGCGACUGAUGUCGGCGGAUUUUCCGGGAUGGCUGUCGAGUACGGACCGCCGCAUCUUGGAGGAUGACUACAACGAUGACGGCCAGAGUGACACGCUGACGGUGGCGGCUGACGGGACGGGGAACUUCACGACCGUCACGGACGCCGUUAAUUUUGCUCCGAAUAACAGCGAUGUACGAAUCUUCAUAUACGUAAAACAAGGGGUGUAUGAAGAAAAUGUGGUGAUUCCUGGCUGGAAGCCUAAUAUCGUUCUGCUAGGAGACGGAAGUAACGUCACUACCAUCACCGGUAACAGAAGUAUCGUCGGCGGCUGGACCACCUUCCGAACCGCCACCGUUGCGGUUUCCGGCGACGGCUUCUUGGCGCGUGACAUCGCUUUCGAGAACACGGCGGGGCCGGAGAACCACCAAGCCGUGGCCCUCCGGAUCAACGCCGACUUAGCCGCCGUGUACAGGUGCACCAUAGCCGGUUUCCAAGACUCGCUCUACGUACACUCGUUCCGCCAGUUCUACCGGGAAUGCGACAUCUACGGCACCAUAGAUUACAUCUUCGGCAACGCCGCCGCCGUCUUCCAAGGCUGCAACAUCGUCUCCAGAAUGCCGAUGCUCGGCCAAUUCACCGUCAUCACCGCCCAAUCCCGCGACAGCCCAUUCGAAGUCACCGGAAUCGCCAUACAAAACUGCUCGAUCCUCGCAACCUACGACCUGUACAAUAAUUCGAACGCCGUCAAGAGCUACCUCGGCCGGCCGUGGCAAAACUACUCCGUUACGGUGUACAUGGAAUCCUACAUUGACGAUUUCAUAGAACCCGAAGGGUGGACGAACUGGGUCGGCGAUGACGGGCUGGACACGUUAUACUAUGGAGAGUAUGAAAACAAUGGUCCGGGUUCGGGCACGGACAAUCGGGUCGGUUGGGCGGGCUUUCAUGUUAUGGAUUAUAAUGAUGCCUUGAACUACACUGUGUCGGAGUUCAUCACCGGAGAUGAAUGGUUGGAUUCUACUUCCUUCCCAUAUGAUGGUGGGAUAUAAUUUUUAUUUUAAUAUUAAAUAAUCACUAAGCUCAAGUGGAAAUAGUGGAUAAUAUAAUUUUGAUUUCUAAGUUUACGGCAAUUUAUUGCUAAGUAAAUACAUAAAUGUCUCCGAGGAUAUUGGUCCACUAAUAGGGCACUAUCAUAGUUUUUAUAGUUUGUUCUCUUUGUAUGCAAACCAAAAAAAGCUUUCAUAUAUAUAAUGAUAAUGGAUAACAAUUACU
Ipomoea nil (Japanese morning glory) is the source of this 2072-nucleotide messenger RNA. Its product is annotated as probable pectinesterase/pectinesterase inhibitor 12. The coding region runs from base 197 to 1849 and encodes 550 amino acids. The record is from RefSeq and is a predicted model, not a curated record. The transcript has 2 exons. Gene Ontology annotation, molecular function: pectinesterase activity; pectinesterase inhibitor activity. Gene Ontology annotation, biological process: cell wall modification. Lineage: Eukaryota; Viridiplantae; Streptophyta; Magnoliopsida; Solanales; Convolvulaceae.